Molecule: messenger RNA, 570 nt
Organism: Symbiodinium natans
Lineage: Eukaryota; Dinophyceae; Suessiales; Symbiodiniaceae
Source: the annotation of a GenBank genome assembly
AUGCUGUCUUUGGACUCGAGAACCCUGGAUCCUUGCGUGUCCCCAGAGGAGUGGUGGGAGUGCCUUUCUCAGGCGGAAGCUUUCCCGCUCGCAGGUUGGAUUGACCACCACGAAGUCAACUGCGUUGCAGGGCAGGGCGCAACACCGAUCCCGGGUGUGCCAGAGCCGUUUCACAGAGGCUUCCAUCCCCUGGACUGCCUGCGAGCCUGCGAGGAGAUCGCGGCCUGCCAGGCUGCUAUUCUUCUCGAGAGUUAUGACCCAAGCCCCUGCUAUUUGCGCACACAGGUUGACGUCAGCAAGUGCUUCGCAGCACCUGGCUACAGCCUUUGGGUGAAGCCGGGGGCCUUGACUACCAGCACCGUCCCCACAACCGCCCCCACCACCACCGCAAAGGCAACCAGCAAGCCGGUGACCAGCACAACCACCACAGCUGCCACAGCAGCAGCUCCAAAGACCACCAAGGCAACUGCAGCAACCGCGACCACCUCUGCAACCUCCACCAACACCACGGCCAUCCUAUCCCCUUUGCCCCCUUUGCCACGGCUGCCCCCCGCCACGGCGCAUGCGUGA